Molecule: messenger RNA, 1885 nt
Organism: Hordeum vulgare subsp. vulgare (domesticated barley)
Lineage: Eukaryota; Viridiplantae; Streptophyta; Magnoliopsida; Poales; Poaceae
Exons: 9
Coding region: 98-1732 (544 amino acids)
Biological process (GO): positive regulation of protein catabolic process; protein ubiquitination
Molecular function (GO): protein binding
Source: RefSeq, a predicted model, not a curated record
CGCAUAGUGUUUCUGCGCGAGACGAGUGGCCGACGUACGCGCCGUCGCCUCCUCCAGAUCCGCGGCGAGCCUCCUCGCGAACGAGGAAAACAAAAGGAUGAACUUGAAAUUUAAAACACCGCAGAAGAACGAGAAACUUGCUCUGAGCAUGGCUAACGUCAAUGGUAAAGAUGAAGUAAUUACAAUAAGAAAUGAUUAUCCGGAUUACCCUGUCCUUCACUUUGAAGUUACUGAGAGUUGUAGUAUGAAAAAGGUUAAGGAGCUUAUGGUAAAAAGGCAUAUUGAGAUCGCCAAGACCAUAGCAAACGACAUAAUCAUCCCAGACCCUGCUCCCCAGUGGACGGGUGAUACCUUCUUGGAGAAAUAUGUUGAAUUGGAGCCCAUCCUUCAAAAGGAUAGUGUCCAGUGCUUCCUGAGAUUAUUCGGGAACUGUGCAGGCCGGGGCAUGUCAUCAGCUUAUACCAUCACCGCACAAACCUUAACCUUCAUUGUCAGUUUCAAUGCCCUGCGAUGUGCAAAAGCCGUACUGGAGGGCAUGGCACCUGAGCUCUAUGGAAUGCACGCCAAUCCCAACUGCAUAAACAAAUAUGGAUACUUCCCGCUCCACGAAGCUGCUGAAAGGUUCUCUCUUGACAUGAUCAAGCUGCUUUUACGCCAUGGUGCAUCACCCAAUGUGCGCACAGUUGGCAGUCGUGUCAUUGAGAAUCUACUCCCGCUCCAUGUCGCAGUUGAGAAUACUUGCCUGCAUAAGUAUCUGGAGGACAAUCUGGAGGACAAUCUUUCUCACAGCCAUAAUCAUCUGGAUUAUAUCUACAAGCUUAUUCAUCUGCUGUGUCUACCUGAAAUGAAGAUCUUCUUGGACACAACUAGACUGCUCGCACAGAAAACAACUAAUCUACUUCAAGAGCUCUGGAAUUACAUUGAGGAUGGAAAGAUUAUCCAGUCUGCUAUUCUACUACUGGCUGCUCAUGAGCAGAUCCGUCGGGACAGUUCUUCCAAGAUAAAUGGCAGUAGUAAGAAAAAUGGGUUUGACAUUCUCAGUAGAUGUAUAAUGAGGCUUUCAAUUGCCUUGAAAUGGGAGAAAGGUUCACAUGGAAUGGCAAAGGAGCUUGUGGAGGAAAGGAAGACACUUGCUGAUUGCGCAUGGCUGCUUGUUGAUAUAAUUUCCCAUGCCGGUGAAGAUCUUUCUGUAUAUAUUCAAGGGCAUUCUGCGGUACCCCAUGCGGAGGUCUUUCAGCAUGUUUCAUCUGUCCUCGAGGACUAUGGAUUUUGCCCUACUGGAGAUCCCAUGCAUGCUAUAAACCUCCGGCCUUAUGACUGCAGAAAGUCAAACAGACAGUCAGGCAAAGGGCUUACAGAUGCAAACAUGGCAGUUAUGGAAUCAGCCAAUCUGGAUGCUGCAGAGCAAAAGGCUGUGAGGAAGAAAGUAGGCAGAGGAUGGGAUCCCACAUAUACACAGAGAAGUUUUUUCCCAUUUUGGAGAUCAGUGUUACAAGCUCGGUUUCCUUUGAAGAUAUAUCCAGCCUAUGCAAGCUCAGAUCGUAUGUCUGGGCUAAAUAGACAAGUCUGUGUCUCUCCCAGUAACUCAACGGGCAAUGGGUCUACUCCUACUCCAAAUCAUGCACUUGGUCCACUGCAGAGAAUCUCGCCACUUACAAGCAAUAAUCAAUCCAGAAGGUGCUUUGUCACUGCUGCUAGUGGUGCAUUCAGGCUCUUGAAGGUGUUAAAGUAGAGUAGAAAGGUAUGUCAGGAGUUUAGUCUCCCUCUCCCAUGUUUUCUAAACAUGCACCACGUAAACACAUGGGAAGAAAGAAUUUUCAUGAUGCACCUUUAACUAGUAAGAUUAUCCUUUGGUAGUCCAUUAAGGAUUUGGUUAUUUGCUCGA